Messenger RNA from Laetiporus sulphureus 93-53, 484 nucleotides. RefSeq lists its product as uncharacterized. The record is from RefSeq and is a predicted model, not a curated record. The transcript has a single exon. NCBI's taxonomy places the organism in Eukaryota, Fungi, Basidiomycota, Agaricomycetes, Polyporales, Laetiporaceae. Bases 162 to 443 code for a protein of 93 amino acids.
ACCGACGUUAUGCGUUAUGAGCAGGUGUACUAUAUGUAGACUUGUAGGCUGUAGGCGCGUUCAAGAGGAUAGCCUACCGCUAAUUUUGUGAGCACUCUUCGUACCCACUGGAUCCCGCUCUGUCCCCGCAUUGUGGCCACAAGUCCUUCUUUACCGCUGGUAUGGACCGCACAAAGCAAUAUCGCCGAGGUGGGCUUUCAGACUGGAAGCGGACCAAUGUUAGAAAGUCCAAUUGUCGUCGCUUGCAAUUGCUAUGGAAUAGCUUGCGUAGGAUUGGACUGUUGCAUUUCACCGAUACACAUCGUAGGAGUGGGAAAUGUACAGGAAAACGGUUUGAACGCUUUAAACAGCCAAUCACUGCUACGGUAUCUCGCUGGAUGGCGCCGUUCUUCUUAGUGAGUUCCCUCGUGAAAAGAAUUGUCGGCUGCGAGGUGGAAGUUUAGGGAGGGCAUGGAGAUCUCGGAUUCCGGAUGUGCUGGCUUUG